AUGGAGAUCGGGAAGCAGUUGGAUCAUUUGGUCAAAUCCGGGCAAGGAAUCUACAUUGAGAUGCGAUCGACCCAGAUAUUGAGAGCGGCAAAGUCCGCAAAUACCAUCCCCGUUAAUCAGAAAUACACCCUUCAAUCUACCGGUAUUUGGGAGCGCAUCCGCCGGAUAUUCGCCGUCGACCCAAGCCGAUCAAAUGGUGUCCCAUUAAACCCGCAAUUCCGAAAUCCCACACCAGGGGCUCUCGCACCACAAUCCUACGAUGACCCUGUCACGAUGCCUGCUGGCGAUAUUGCCGACAACCCUUACUGGAAACGGGAUGUGCGACGAAAUUACGCUCGCCCAAGCGUAAUGAAACAGGCAGAUAUCGUGGGACUUCUUACGGUUGGAAGCGAGGCGGCUCCUAAAGCAGACGUGCUUAAGGUUGGAGACGCGGGCACCCAGCAACUCGUGGAAGUGAAGCAAAGGGGAGAGGAACAUGGGUUGGCUGCGUUCUUCGAGAAGGAAAAGAAAGUGGACGAUGUGCUUGACUCACAGGGACUCCCGCCUAUGGCCCCGAACUUAAACCCGAAAUCGAGGUAUGAGCUCGGUUCUGAACAUGGUUAUCCGUCGAGCUACCCAUGCCGUACUUUCGUGUAAUUUUCCAUGUCAGAGUCAAUUUGCUUUCCAUCUUUUAGAGGCAAAAGUACAUAAUUAUUUUAUUUUAUUUUAUAUUUUUUCAUCGUUUAUAUUCCUGGCGUUUGGCCCAUUCGCAUCAGUUACAGGAUACAUCUAUCUCCCUAGAGAGACCUGCUAGCAUUGAUGCCCACAGUAUUCAUCGAGCAUCUGGGUAUACCCGUUGAACAAAACCUUGAGGUUUCAAGGUUCCUCUUCCUUUUCCAAUGGUGUGGGACCUACUUGUCCAACUCCACAAAACAAGUAGGUUAAAGAAUAUCGAUAUGAUUUCAUAUGUAUUUCAUUUCUGAGGUCCUGGACUUGGUUCAUAUAUUCCACCGCCUACAGGGUUAGACUACAUUCCAAGGAAGAAGGGAACCGGAACCCAAGCUUUACAGAAUAUUAUCAAUCGAGAAGCACACUUGCUUCUGAGUUUAGCAUAAUAGGGUUGAGAUUUCGUGCGCCCCUGCCCAAGGUAUGAACUUCUGGGCUAUGUAAAACCCCCAGGUUGUCGUAUUACCAUGCACAACGUAUGGACUAAUGACCACCACAACCUCCAGUUGCAUUUGUGUUUGUUUCUUUAUUACAUUUCUGCGGGAGUAUCUUUAGGUUAGACACAGCUUCCAUGCCCUAUACGAUUGUGGAAAUGCGGGGUAAUAUUAUUCCCACUUGAAAAGUCUUUAGCCAGCGACACGCAGAUUCAUUCUCAUUCUCCACAAAGACCCUUAAUCCUUCUACCAAUAGCAGCAACAAAAGUUAGC
Messenger RNA from Histoplasma capsulatum G186AR, 1412 nucleotides. Its product is annotated as NADH-ubiquinone oxidoreductase. The coding region runs from base 1 to 636 and encodes 211 amino acids. The record is from RefSeq and is a predicted model, not a curated record. NCBI's taxonomy places the organism in Eukaryota, Fungi, Ascomycota, Eurotiomycetes, Onygenales, Ajellomycetaceae. The transcript has 4 exons.